AUGAUAGAAUAUGAAAUUCUACUAGAUUCUUCAAACAUGGCGGUUGAUGACUGGAUUCAAAUAGCUGAAGAUAUCAUGAAAUGUUACGACCAAUAUGAUGGUUUCGUAGUUCUUCACGGUACUGACACACUAUCAUACACAGCAUCUGCCUUAUCGUUUAUGUUCGAAAAUAUUGGUAAGGGCAUUGUACUCACUGGCUCACAGAUUCCAAUAUUUGAACCGAGGAGUGACGGGUCAGAUAACUUGGUGUCUUCGUUGCUCAUAGCCGGUGGACUGAACAUACCAGAAGUCACUGUGUUCUUUGGAAACAAACUUUAUAGAGGAAAUAGAACUAGAAAGAUAUCAGCUAACAAUCUCAACGCCUUUUGCUCUCCGAAUUGUGUGCCUUUAGUGGAAGUUGGUAUUGACUUUGAAGUAAACAAGAAUGCAAUAUUUAAACCUACCAAAAUAGAGAAAUGUCGCUUACACGCUAAAAUGUCCAAAAAUGUUGGCCUUCUUAGAAUAUUUCCUAGUAUAAGCACAUCUUUGAUUAGAGCAUUCUUUCAGCCACCGAUUGAAGGCGUAGUAUUGGAAAGCUACGGAGCUGGAAACAUCCCAUCUAAUCGUGAAGAUCUGUUUUCGGAGAUAUCAGCGGCUGUUAAAAGAGGAAUGAUUGUAGUUAACAUCACCCAAUGCUUCAAAGGAGGUGUUGUUGCGGCCAUGUACGAAACGGGAAAGUUUUUAUCAGAAUGUGGAGUCGUGUCAGGUUACGAUAUGACACCAGAGGCUGCUCUCGCCAAACUAUCUUACGUGCUGUCUAAAACAGAACUUACUUAUCAACAAAAAGUUGAUGAUGACACACUCUUAGAAGCGUUGGCGUUAACGCUAAACAUAGAAUCACAAAAUAAAUUAGCUGAGGUGACAGAAAAAGUGUUUAAUGCACUUUUGUUGUACGCGAUAGGAAACAACGAUAUUGGCUCUGUCAAGAUGAUGCUAGACAUGGGAGCAAAUAUUAACACCAAAAACUCAGAUGGCAGCACUGUAUUACAUGAAGCUGUUCUUAAAGGAAAUAUGCGUAUUAUAGAGUAUUUGCUUGAAAAUGGCGCUAAAGUUAAUAUUUGGACGAGAUGUGGAGAGAGUCCUCUUUUAGCAGCAAUUCAUAAAGAUAACAUUUCUGUGAUAUAUCUCUUACAAAAGUACGGAGCACGUCUUAAUAGCGAAGAUAGGAAGAUUUUGAUAGAUAUGUCUUCAUUAGCAGCAAGAUGUGGAGAUCUCAAAAAACUUGAGACAUUGAGAGCAGCGGGUUUAGAUCUCAAUUCGCUAGAUGAGAUAGGCCAGAAUCUCUUGCAUAAAGCCGUUCUCUGUAAUAAUCCCGCGGUGGUCCGAUAUCUGUUAUCGCAGGGAGUGGACAAAGAAACUAAAGAUAUACUUGGAUUCACUCCGAUGGAUUGCGCGAUUAAACUGGAACUAACCAAUAUUAUUGAUAUGUUGAAAUAA
Danaus chrysippus (African queen) is the source of this 1476-nucleotide messenger RNA. NCBI's taxonomy places the organism in Eukaryota, Metazoa, Arthropoda, Insecta, Lepidoptera, Nymphalidae. The record is from the annotation of a GenBank genome assembly.